This is a messenger RNA of Eruca vesicaria subsp. sativa (arugula), 318 nucleotides long. NCBI's taxonomy places the organism in Eukaryota, Viridiplantae, Streptophyta, Magnoliopsida, Brassicales, Brassicaceae. The record is from the annotation of a GenBank genome assembly.
AUGACUUCCCUGGAAAAGGAGAAGAAGACGAAACAUGAGUUCGGCCGAGCUGCGUUGCACGUGUCUUCAAGAGUUUCUCUUCUCUCCUUGCUUCACCGGAGCUAUACAAGACGCGAUCACUCUUACUCUGCACCGAGAGUUGUCUCUAUGUUUUUUUACAGUCCGUUACCAAAUGUCAUUGGUUCACCCUCUGCCGCAAGCCUGACCAAAUCCAAAUCCAAACCCAAGCCAAGUGGUUAUGUUUUGGCUCCAGCCUCAACUCUCCGUACUCCUCAUGCGAUGCCGAUUAUUCUCGGGAAUUGUAGCUGUUGGUUCUGA